This is a messenger RNA of Empidonax traillii (willow flycatcher), 3934 nucleotides long. It is a transcript of the gene ZZZ3, whose product is annotated as zinc finger ZZ-type containing 3. Lineage: Eukaryota; Metazoa; Chordata; Aves; Passeriformes; Tyrannidae. The record is from RefSeq and is a predicted model, not a curated record. The transcript has 11 exons. Gene Ontology annotation, molecular function: zinc ion binding. Bases 1 to 2697 code for a protein of 898 amino acids.
AUGGCUGCUUCUCGAUCCACUCGUGUGACAAGAUCUACAGUGGGUUUAAACGGUCUGGAUGAAAACUUCUGUGGCAGAACCCUGAGGAACCGCAGCAUCGCUCACCCCGAGGAGGUCUCGCCCCACCCUCAGAUCCGGUCGAGGUCACCAAAGAAGAGGCCCGAGGCCGUGCAGGCCCCCAAGGGCACCGCCGGCGGCAGAGCCGCUGAGGUGAAGCAGCAGAGCGCUCGGGAGCCGUGGGUGAGCCCCAGGAAGAGAGGGCUGUCAUCCUCCGAGAAGGACCAUGCGGACAGGCAGCCCGCCGAGCACGGCGAGAGGCGGCCGGCGGAGCCCGCGUCGCCCGUGCUGAAGAGGAUCAAGCGCUGCCUGCGCUCCGAGGCUCCCGCCGGCUCCGAGGAGCUGCCUCCCAAAGCCGACAGGGAGCCGGCCGAGCGCAAGAGCUCCGGCUCGGACAAUGACGCGGCCGCCAAGCGGGCUUGCCGGUGUCUCCUACUGGAUGAUUGUGAGAAAAGGGAGGUUAAAAAGGUGAACGCCUGCGCCGAGGGGUUGCACAACUCCGCGGCGGCCGAGGAGGUGGCGGGUUAUCAGGCUGUCAAUGGAGUCGGGGAGAGGGACUCCAAUUCUCUGGGCUGUGACGAGUGCCAGCUCGAUGGGAACGCGAAGCAGAACAGCGCCGGUUCCCGCCCGCCCAAGGACAAACCGGUAGCAGAAAACGGAAACUCGUUUGCCCACUCUUCGCCGCUGCUUCCCAGCGGCAAAGAGGACGGUGUCGUAGACCAUUAUGUGCCUUGCACAAACUCUCAAGAACAGGUAAAGUUGGAGGACCACAAAACAAUAAAUGACUGCUCGCCCGAGGAGCGUGGCAAUCAGGCCUACGAGCCAGCCCCGGGGUCCUUUUCUGAAACCCAGCCAUCUUUGCUGAGGGACUCGGAGGAGGAGGUGGACGUGGUGGGAGAUAGCAGUGCCUCUAAGGAACAGUGUGCUGAGAACACCCCCAGCAGCCCCAGCGCUCACCACGACAGUGCAGCAUCCAUCUCAGGUGAACCUGAAGCGCGUCCCGCGGCGCUGAACUGCGCGCCAGCCCCGGUGACGUCCGUGCUGGACCUGCAGGAGCACAGAUACACGUUGAGAACUUCCCCCCGCAGGGCCGGUCCCGCCAAAAACAACUCCCCCUGCCGAGAAAACGGGCAGCUGGAGGAGAACAACCUCAGCCCUGCUGAUAAGAACGGACCUGUAGGUAUCCCCAACGUCAACGGAUCCCCCCAAAAGCCCGAAGAAAUCAAGCAGAACGAGAAGGAGAGGAGUUGUAACGCGGGGGAUAGCGGGAGUGACGCGCUGAGGAAGCCACUUGCUGAGGCUAGGCUUGUUGCUGGAUGUGUCCCAUCUGCCAAAGAGAGUGCCAACAUCCACCCCGCAGAGGAGGAUGAGGAAGAGCCCGAUGUGUAUUACUUUGAAUCAGAUCAUGUGGCAUUGAAACACAACAAAGAUUAUCAGAGACUGUUACAGACGAUUGCUGUGCUCGAGGCUCAACGGACUCAAGCAGUUCAAGACCUUGAAAGUUUAGGCAGACACCAGAGAGAAGCACUGAAAGAUCCUAUUGGAUUUGUGGAAAGACUCCAGAAGAAGGUUGAUAUGGGUCUUCCAUAUCCUCAGAGAGUUGUUCAGCUCCCUGAGAUUGCCUGGGACCAAUACACCACUAGCCUUGGGAACUUCGAGAGGGAAUUCAAGAACCGCAAACGGAACAGCAGGAGAGUGAAGCUGAUUUUUGACAAAGUAGGUAUACCUGCCAGACCAAAAAGUCCUUUGGAUCCCAAGAAGGAUGGAGAGGCUGUUUCAUACUCUGUCUUGCCUUUAAGCGAUGGUCCAGAAGGUUCUACCAACAGUCGUCCCCAGAUGAUAAGGGGGCGACUUUGUGAUGAGACCAAACCUGAAACCUUUAACCAGCUGUGGACUGUAGAGGAACAGAAAAAACUCGAGCAGUUGCUUCUGAAGUAUCCACCCGAGGAAGUGGAGUCCCGCCGGUGGCAGAAGAUUGCUGAUGAACUGGGAAACAGGACAGCAAAGCAGGUUGCCAGUAGAGUGCAAAAAUAUUUUAUUAAGCUGACUAAAGCUGGUAUUCCAGUUCCAGGAAGAACUCCAAACUUAUAUUUAUAUUCCAAAAAGUCAUCCAGUAGACGGCAACAUCCCUUAAAUAAACACCUUUUCAAACCUUCAACUUUCAUGACAUCCCACGAACCCCCCGUUUACAUGGAUGAGGACGAUGACAGGUGCAGUUUUCACAGCCAUAUGGACGCUGCAGCAGAAGAGGAAGUGUCGGAUGAAGAGAGUAUUCCAGUGACAUACCGAGAGUUACCCGAGUACAAAGAGCUGCUGGAGUUCAAGAAGCUGAAGAAGCAGAAGCUGCAGCAGAUGCAUGCAGAGAGUGGCUUUGUGCAGCACGUGGGCUUCAAGUGCGACAACUGCGGGAUCGAGCCCAUCCAGGGGGUGCGGUGGCACUGCCAGGACUGUCCCCAGGAGAUGUCCUUGGAUUUCUGUGAUUCCUGUUCUGACUGUCUGCAUGAAACAGAGAUUCAUAAGGAAGAUCACCAGUUAGAACCUAUUUACAGAGCAGAGACAUUUUUAGACAGAGACUACUGCAUGUCCCAGGGCACCAGUUACAAUUAUCUUGACCCAAACUACUUUCCAGCAAAUAGAUGACAUGGGAAGCAGAUCUCCCACCUUGGGUUUCCUUGUCCUCUUGGCAAAAUUAACAAUGGCACCAUUGUUAACUCUGUGCACAUUUUGGAAAGACUCUGCUUUCCCUGAAAUGUCACUCACAGCAGGACGAGCUUCCUGGGUGCACCUUGUGCAACUGCAGCUCGGAGCUGUCAUGGCUCUGCAGAUCACUGAACAGCAGCUGAACAUUCCUGGUGUGCAGGAAGGUUCCACUGGGGAGGCUUUUUCUCACCACGUCAGACGCUUUUAGGGGGUGGUGAAUGGAAGCAAAAAGAGAAAAAAAAACAAACAUUCAAAAAGGGUGAGCCAGAACUGAGAGCACACGUUACAAAGAUAGAGGAAAAUUCCAAAGGCUUCGAGGAACUCGGUUAAUAAUGACGAGAUCAGAGGAGAUGAAGUAUUUAUAUAAAACCAGUUUAGUAGCUUGCAGUUUUGUCGUGAAAUAGUUUUCAGCACAGUAACUGACUCCUUUAGGCGAGGUUUUAACCGAUGACAGUGUUUGCUUCUAGGCUGUACUCUAAAAAUCCUCCCUGUCUGGGUGAGGGUUGGUUCCAGGCCUUUCUUCAGUCGGAGCUGCUUGAUCAUGGUCGACUUUCGAGUUUUUUAAUUUCGUUUUUUUUUUUUUUUUAAAAAAAACCACGAUGAACUCUAAUUUACCAACGGCGAAGCACUACAGGGGGCAACUGUGGCAUUGCUUCCUUAACCAGCUCAUGGUGUGUGAAUGUUAUAAAAUUGUCACUCAGAUAUAUUUUUUAAAUGUAAUGUUAUAUAAGAUGAUCAUGUGAUGUGUACAAAAUAUGGUGAAAAGUGCCAGUGCUAGUAACUGUGUAAAGUCUCUAAUACUCGACAUUAACUCCUUUAAAAUAAAAUACACAGCCUUCUGCCUCUGUAUUUGGAGUUGUUAGUGCAACUCAUCAAAGAAAAAAACUGCCUAAUAUAAAUCAUAUAUAUGGUAAUAAUUUUUCCUCUUUUGUAGUCUGCACAAGAUCCAUGAAAGAUUGUAUUUUUAUUACUAUUUAAACAGUGAUUAAAUUUAGCCUGAGCAGUGAGCAAGGGUUCACAUGCAUUCUUUUAUACUGCUGGAUUUUGUUGUGCAUCAUUUAAAACAUUUUGUAUGUUCCUUCUUAUCUGUGUAUACAGUAUGUUCUUAAAUAAUGUUCGAUUGUCGGGAGAACUGUGAGAAAUAAACUCUGUGGAUCCAGUCUGUUUAUAUAUAGAA